Messenger RNA from Cuscuta epithymum, 1468 nucleotides. Lineage: Eukaryota; Viridiplantae; Streptophyta; Magnoliopsida; Solanales; Convolvulaceae. The record is from the annotation of a GenBank genome assembly.
UUUUCUUUCCCGCCAUAAAACAUUGCCCUUCUCAGUUGAGGCGCCAUUUGCUAAAUACUUCGUAUCUACGGAGUAUUAUCUUCGUAAGGUCUACGAUCCUACACAGUAGAGAGCUAAAAAGGUUGAAUCUUGUGUAAAGAAUGGCAUCUUCAUCCGGAAAAACUAUUAUGGAUCUAUUGAAGCAACCAUCAGCGAAGCGCCUUAAACGGGUCUCCUCACCACCGCCAUCUCCCGCCGUUGUCCCCGUCAGUAGCUUCUCCUCUUCUGCUACGCCGUCCCCAAAGGAGCCCCAAGCCGGAGACAACGGCGUCGUCCAGCAAACAGAAACACUCACGCCUGCACAGAAUUUUAGAAUGGAGUUCAACAAAUCCCUAGCCAAGGCUAAAUUCAAUCUCAAACUCUGUGCUGAGAAAGUCUCUUGUUCAAUAUCUGAAGGUGAGGGCUCUCAGUAUGUGAAGUUGAAGGAAUUGUUGGUGGAGGGGUCAUGGCUGCAAGCAUUGCCAGAGGAGUUUGAGAAACCAUAUGCUAAAAACUUGUGUAAGUUUGUGGAGAGUGAAAUUCGCAAUAGUAGUGUGCCGGUUUAUCCUCCUCAGCACUUGAUUUUCAAUGCUCUUAACACUACCUCUAUUGACAAGGUUAAAGCUGUCAUCAUUGGACAGGAUCCAUAUCAUGGGCCUGGUCAAGCAAUGGGCCUCUCUUUCUCAGUUCCCGAGGGCGUAAAAGUUCCUUCAAGCCUGGUUAAUAUUUAUAAGGAGCUCAAUAAAGACUUGGGUUGUUCAAUCCCUUCUCAUGGAAAUUUGGAGAAGUGGGCAAUACAGGGUGUUCUGCUUCUCAAUGCUGUUCUUACUGUAAGGCAUCAUCAAGCGAAUUCCCAUUCAAACAAAGGUUGGGAGCAAUUUACUGAUGCAGUAAUAAGAGCAAUUUCUCAGAAGAAAAAAGGAGUUGUCUUCCUUCUUUGGGGAAACUAUGCCCAAGCAAAAGGCAGGCUAAUUGAUGAAACCAAGCAUCAUGUGCUGAAAUCGGCACAUCCUUCUGGUUUGUCAGCAAACAGAGGCUUCUUUGGAUGCAGGCAUUUUUCGCAGACAAACAAGCUUAUGGAGGAUAUGGGGCAAUCUCCUAUAGAUUGGCAACUAUAAUGUAGAAUGCCAUGUCAUUUUUUUUGGAAAGUUGGAGCACUUGGAGGCCAUUUUUCGAAAUGAGCAGUUUUGCAGGAUGGAUGUGUGUGUGGCUAGGCUGCGUUGUUUUUCGUUUGACUCUCUUACCUAUGAUGAUUUAAAAAAAGUACACAUUCCAGUAUCCCACCUCUCUCCCAGACAUGGCACUUCACUGCCUCCUACUAGAUUGGCCACCUUUCUGCCCCUCAAGUAAACUUAUGGCAUUUCUGCCCCUCAAGUAAACUUAUGGCAUUUCUGCCCCUCGAUUCUCAUCAAGUGAGAAAAAGAAAUCACCAUGUUUAAUACUAUCCUCC